Messenger RNA from Tigriopus californicus, 683 nucleotides. RefSeq names its product U-scoloptoxin(01)-Cw1a-like. The coding region runs from base 125 to 532 and encodes 135 amino acids. Gene Ontology annotation, molecular function: chitin binding. NCBI's taxonomy places the organism in Eukaryota, Metazoa, Arthropoda, Copepoda, Harpacticoida, Harpacticidae. The transcript has a single exon. Gene Ontology annotation, cellular component: extracellular region. The record is from RefSeq and is a predicted model, not a curated record.
AUAGCUAUAAAUAGUACUCAGGUUUUGAGAAGCAGUCGUCAGUUCAUUCAACAACGCUAAACCCCUUCCUCGUCCCCCAUCCUCAUCCUUACUCCCCAAUCCUUUCCCCAACCUCCUCUCCAACAUGUUCAAGAGCAUCGUCAUCGUCUUGAGUGCUUGCAUCGCUGGUUACUUGGCCUUGCCACAGGAAUCCCAAUCCUUCCAAUUCCCGGACCAAGCUGAGACCCUUCUCUACACUCCCUUGUCCCUUUUCUUCUCUUGUGAAGGCCGCGACUACGGUUACUACGCCGAUACUGAUAACAACUGCCAAGUGUUCCACAUCUGCUUGCCCAUCGAGGAUGACUUUGGCACCAUCAUUGAGACUGCCCAAUGGUCGUUCAUCUGCGGCAAUGGAACCAUCUUUGACCAACAGACCCUGACUUGCAACCAUGAACAAGAUGCCCUUCCUUGCAGCGAGGCCAGUUCCUUAUACAACCUCGUUGAGUUCGGCAAGAUCCCGGAUUACUUAACGGAGGCUGUGAUCUUGUGUUAAGUUAAAUGAUGAACAUGAACAGAAGGAAUGAAAACCACUAUAUUUUGUUCCUUGAGCAUCAUUCCAAUGGAAGACUGAGGUCGGGUCGCUGGUGAAGAUGUCACUUGUUUAAACCAAAUUGUUAUACUUUUUUUUAAAUAAAAAAUGUUCA